Molecule: messenger RNA, 2324 nt
Organism: Anolis carolinensis (green anole)
Lineage: Eukaryota; Metazoa; Chordata; Lepidosauria; Squamata; Anolidae
Product: phospholipase A and acyltransferase 4
Exons: 4
Coding region: 1607-2038 (143 amino acids)
Biological process (GO): N-acylphosphatidylethanolamine metabolic process
Cellular component (GO): cytoplasm
Molecular function (GO): glycerophospholipid phospholipase A1 activity; A2-type glycerophospholipase activity
Source: RefSeq, a predicted model, not a curated record
AACUCUUUUAUCAUGCAUUACCCAUUGGUCCAGCUACCCUUGCUUAACCUAUUAAAAGAUAUUGUUUCAGUUGCUAGGGAUUGAAAGGAGCUCAGAAACAUGACCUUUGGGCGCCUGAAACAUCUUAGAAAGACUGAAAUACAUUUUGAAAUGUUGCAAGGCAUUACGACGCAGGAGGCAUCCUUUCGCUCUUCUGCAUCUCUCUCCCCAAGAGUCUCACUUCUAUGAACGGGGAGCGAAAUGGGGCAUUAUUGUCCCAAAUAAGCAUUGGCUUCCCCACAAAUAAAAUUCUCCAUCAUUUCCCAUAUUUCCAGCAUUGAAUGCAACAUUGAUGCAUUGUGCCGUCACACCCAGGCACCCUUUGGUUGAAAUUAAGAUGUGCUCCUUUCUUUGCCGGGUGGACUGCUGGGGCCUUACCUUGAAGCUCAGGAGUCCCAGCAACUAAGGCCACUCCAAAUUGAACAUCAAACAAGAUUUUUAUUUUCUCAAAGUUCUUGACAGGCUUGGCACAAUUUGUUGAGGUUACAAAUACAAACAGUCAACUUAUAAAAUCAUGCAGAUGUUUCUUUUUACCUUUCCCUUUGGCUGCUAGGUUAACUUCUUCCUAAGGUGGAUAGAACCUAAGAUGCUCUUUACCCUAAUCCUGAGUUGCUAUAUCAGAAAGAGCAGGUCUUUCCCUGUCUAAACUCAAAGCAAGCUUGGAGACAAAGUAGUUAGAGCUUCUUCCAAUGGCAGAAAAAUCCUGGGAUAUUCUCUGCCCUAGUGCUGAGUUGCUAUUUUAGAAAGCGCAGGUCUUUCCCUAUCUAAACUCAGAACUAGUUUUAAAGGCAAGAGGUUAGUACUUACGAUGGCUUGUCUGAGCUGGCCUGGCUUGACCACACAAGCACAUCUGAGUUCUUUACUCUAUUUUGCAGAAGGCAAAAAGGCUUUUUAAAAUGGAGAUUUUAUCCCCAGGAAAAAGGGGCGGCCCUCAAGAUAAAGAAUAUGCUUUUGCAAGCUGACAACAGCAAAGGCUUUGCAGGCUGGCUACAAACCUCUGUUGAUGGUUAACUAUCAGGGUGUUGCUGAGUCUGUAGCAACCCUGGAGGAAAUGCAAAAGGGUGCUAUUUCCUAUAACUAUGGGACAGUGCAAGUCAAACUCCUGGGAGACGGAACAUGCAUAAUCAUUCUUGCCGUCUUCAUCGUCCCAUAGCCACUUUGGUUGUUUCUUUCUUUGGAUCUUUAAAUUGAAGUUUGAAGUUACCAAACUGCUAAAAAUAUUGGGACUGAAGGAAAUUAGACAUCAAAGGGGCAGAAUUGAUACCCUCCUCUGUUCCCCCUCAUCCCACCAUAAAUAGGAGAAUUAUUUGCUGUUUGGGGUUAAAGUCUGCUUCAUUUCUGCAGCUAAAGCAAUUUUAUAUCAGUCCAGUUUGCAGAACGAGUGCACAGAUGAUUUCCAGUUUUUCGACAAGUUACAAGAAACCUGGCAGUUCUAUCAUGCUUUCGAUUUCUACUCGCCUAUAAAGUGUGGGUUUUUUUCCAGACACGGUGAAUUUAGUUUCCUUCUUGGCAAGGACUUGGUGGCCUCCACCUCCUCAUCCCCAUUGUCUACAAUAUAGAAAGUAGAAUGGCGGCUGCAUCAUUUGAAGACGACUGUUUGGAAGAGAAAGUAGCAGACCGCGGAGACCUGGUUGAGUUUCAUCGUGGCCUGUACAAGCAUUACGGGGUGGCCGUGGACAGCAAACACGUGGUCCACCUCACAAGUGCAGACCCAGGGCCUUUGGGCUUCAAUGUUUCAUGCAAUGGCCCAAAGGCAGAGGUGAAGAAAGAACGCAUUUCCCAAGUGGCCUGGAGAAACAGAUAUAAGAUCCUCAAGAAACAUGAGCAGGAGGAGGACUGUAGAGAUACGGAGGUGAUCGUCCUCGAUGCCGAGGACAUGGUGGGGAGGAUAACGAGCUACAACGUGUUGAAGAAGAACUGCGAGCAUUUUGCCAGAAAUCUGGUCUUUGGAGAACCAAGGUGUAAACAGGUGCAUAGACCUCUUGUGUGUCUGUCUUAGGUCCGUCUGCCAUGAGAUUUUCAAAGCAGAUAAUCCACAUUAUCUGCUUUGAACUGGAUUAUAUGAAUCUACACUGCUAUAUAAUCUAGUUCACAGUAGAUAAUCUGGAUUUUAUAUGGCUACCUACUGAUCUACUCACAUUUGCAUGUUUUUGAACUGCUAGGUUGGCAGGAGCUAGGGCUAACAAUGGGAGCUCACCCGGCUCCCCGGAUUCAAACCGCCGACCUUUCUGUCAGCAAGUUGAGCAGCUCAGCGGCAACACACUGCAAACCCUUAAAUGCAGAAA